This is a messenger RNA of Ichthyophthirius multifiliis, 2603 nucleotides long. RefSeq lists its product as hypothetical. The transcript has 2 exons. Lineage: Eukaryota; Ciliophora; Oligohymenophorea; Hymenostomatida. The record is from RefSeq and is a predicted model, not a curated record.
AUAAUAAUAAUAAAUAAAAUUAAGAAAUAUCACAAAAAGGCGAAGAAAUAGAAGAAUAAACUGAAAAAAAGAAAAAUUAUUUAUUAUAUUUACGAAAUUUACAAGAAAAAAACGAAAAUAUUAAUUUAAACUACAUUUUAUAUUAUUAAAUAAGCGAUUAGAAAUUCAUAGAAACAACUUUAAAAAGUGUAAUAGAAAUUCCGAUUUAGAAAAAUGAAUAAGAUUAAGAAAUUACAUUUAAAUUGACUGCUAUAUAGGAAAAUAAUGAAUUAAAAAUAAUAAAAAAGAUGAAUUUAUAAGAUUUAAAAUUAACUCAAAUAAAUAAAUAUUCCACUUUUUUUUUAAAUUUAAAUUAGGAAUUUUCUUUAGUUUUUGAUGCUAGUAUUUUAAAUGAAUAAAAAUUAAAUAAAAAAAAUACCGAAAAUAUAUCCUUAUAUAUUGAAAUGUCUUUAGAAGAGAUAUCGUAAAAAACACAAAAACAACCCAAAACUAGAAGUGAAAAACCAAUUGGAUAAGCACUAAAAACUUCAUUAAAAUCUAUCCAAAACACUUAAAUAUGUCUUUAAUUGGACACUUAAACCUCUAUAUAAAUAAAAAUAAACAUAAAAGAUUCCAAUACAUGUUUUCAUAGGAAUUUUUUAGGAUUCGCAUGUUUAAAAAUACUCGAAACGCGUACUUUUUAGGCAGAAAAUAUAAUUUCUUCUAUAAAAAUAAGCUUAAAUUCUAUGGAAAAUUCUAUGUAGAAAUAAAUAUGGAAUUUAAAGCCUUUUAAGACUUUUUUACAAGAAAAUAAUUGUAUUUAAACAUGGGAUUUUCAACAUAAUUUAAUUUAUGAAAAAAACCUAUAAAAAACAAAGGAAAAUACAGAUAUUUAAUUAAAUUUUUUGACAAAAAUAAAUUUUGAAUUAGAUAAAGUCGAAAAAAUAAACGAAGAAAAAAUGGAAGAAGAUUUUUAAAUUUUAUUAGAAAAUUAUUCUUUUUUGGAUAAAUACGAAGAUAUUUUAUAUCAAAAUAAUGGCUUUAUACAUAGUAAUUUAUAAAACCAUAUUUUUUUUGAAACUUAUGGGCCUUUCGAUUAUUUUUCAGUACAAUUUUUGGAUAAAAAUAACCAUGUUUUGGCACUUUAUGAGGAAGAUUUUUUCUAAAUUCCUUAAAAAUAGCUUAAUUUAGCCUUUAUAUGUCAAGAUAAAGAUAAUAUAGUCUAAAAUAAGUAUCUUUAAGUAAAUUAAGAGGAACUUUUAGACGACUAAGAGUAAUAAAAUAUAAUUGGUAGUUUCAAAUUUCAGGUUUAAUUUGAGUCUUUUAAUUAAUAUUUGAUGCCUGAAGAAAAAGAAAGAUAGUGGGUUGAUAAAUUAGUAGAUUAUAAAAAAGAUGAUGACAAUUUGAUGUAUUUUUUAAAGGAAAAUAUAAGUAAUUAUGUAAAAAAUUAAUAAAAAAUUCAACCAUUAGUAAUAUCUUUAGUGGAUAUUUGGAAUAUAUAAGAUUUAGUAUAAUAAAUAUCUAAAAACGAUAAAAAAUGUGAGUUUUUUAUAAAAAUUAAAAUCGGAAAUAUAUGCGAGAAAAUAAAAUUCUCAUAAAAAAUAAAAAAAAGUGAAGAAAUAGAAGAAAUAGAUGAUAUACUACUCGAAUUAGAAAAAAAAGGAAGUUUUUUGAAAAAAAUAGAAGAUAAAUUAAAAAUAUACACUAUGUUAGACCAAAAAAGUUAAAAAGUAUCAGAAAUUACCACGGAUACUGAUUUAUGUUAAAAAAUGGUCUUUUAAAUUAAAAGUUUUCUCGAAUUUAUUUAAAUUGAGGUUUUAAUAGAAAAUGAAAUUAUAGGAGGUUUUUGCAGAUAAAUUUAGGAGUGCUUUUUUUACGAUAAGGAAGGAUUCUUGUAUUUUUUAGUUAGUUUUUUUAAUAAUAGUGGGGGUUAGAAUUUAAAUUUUACUGGAUUUUUUUUAAAAUUUUAGUAUAGUUUUUUAAGUUUUGAGCAGGAAAAUUCAUAUAAUUAAAGCCUUUUUUAACCUGGAAUUUAUAUACCUAAAUAGAUGCUGUUUUAAGACAAAUAAUUAGUAAAAAAAAUGCAGAAUUUUAUAUAUAAAAUGACUAUCUAAGAAGUCGAAUCUAAAAAAAGUUGCGAAGAAGUCUUUUCUUUUAAUAAUUUUUUUUAGAAAAUAAAUAUGAAAUUUUUCCAAGAGCUUUCUUUUCUAAGGAAUAAUUAAAAGAAAGACAUUAUGUUCUUAGUUUAAAUAAAAAAAAUAUAUUCAGAAAAUAAUUAAAAUAACGAAGAAAAUAUUGAAGAAAAUGAAGAAAAAAAAUAUGCUUUUAAAAAUAAUUUUAUCUAAAUGGAGAUUUCCCUUCUUAAAAUAUUCUCAAUCCAAAAAUAAGUAUAAAAACAUCGAAUAUAGCCCAUAAUUCUUUUCAGGUUUUUUCUUGUUUUUUCAAAGAUAAAGAAUUACCUUAAAAUAUUAAACUUUUAGUUUUUUUCUAAGUCAAUUUACACGCUAAUACCUUUAUAGAAUAACCGCUUUAAAAAAUAAAAAUUUCUAUACCGAAAUAACUCCAAAAAAAAAUCAUUUCUAAUGAAAUUCUAGAUAAAAAUUGCCUAAUUAAAAUUAAUUUGA